AUGUAUUCAAGUUGCACUUAUCUUGUUAACUGUUUUGUGUCAGCUCACCCACUUGCAGAACGCGUCUUCCAAAGCUUUGUAGACAACAAAAGAGACGGACAGAGAUCGCUUGGGAUGAAUGACGCGGAGAUAAAGAUGCGUAUAAGCGAGCGCUUUGUGCAGAGCGGUGUGAAGGAUCAAGUAAAAGAGCUGCUGCGCGUUAAGCUUGUCGAUUGUGGCUGGCGUGACGAGAUGAAGCUGCACUGCAAAGAGGUAAUCCGUAAAAAAGGCAUUGACCACGUGACUGUGGAAGAUCUGGUUGAGGAGAUUACACUAAAAGCAAGAGCGCUAGUACCUGGAGACGUCAAAAAUGAAAUUUUGCAGAAGAUAACGAUGUUUGUUGAGCAAAGUUACAAAGCUAAAGACGUUAAAGAGCAGAUAGGUAGUAGCAUUGCCAACUGA
This is a messenger RNA of Peronospora belbahrii, 441 nucleotides long. NCBI's taxonomy places the organism in Eukaryota, Oomycota, Peronosporomycetes, Peronosporales, Peronosporaceae. The record is from the annotation of a GenBank genome assembly.